AUGCGCGUUUCUGCUCUCCUCUCCAUCCUGCCUCUGGUUGCCGCGGCACCAGCCAAGCGCGAGGAAGUCGCUCCUCUCCACGUCCCCCGCGACGUCGAGGUCAUCCCCGGAAAGUACAUUGUCAAGCUCAAGGAGGGUGUUGUUUCCAUCUCCUCCACCAUCUCCUCCAUUGAAGCCAAGCCCGACUUUGAGUACGAGGGUGGCUUCCAGGGUUUCGCUGGUGCCCUGACUGAGGCUGAGGUCCAGGCCCUCCGUGAGAGCCCCGAGGUCGAGUACGUUGAGCAGGAUGCCAUCGUAUCCAUCUCCGCCACCCAGACCGGAGCUCCAUGGGGUAUUGCCCGUCUCUCCAACACCAACACUGGUUCCACCACCUACACCUACGAUGACUCUGCUGGUGACGGCACCUGCGCCUUCAUCAUUGACACCGGCAUCUACACCUCCCACACCGACUUCGGUGGCCGUGCCUCCUUCGCCGCCAACUACGUUGACAGCAGCAGCACCGAUGGCAAUGGCCACGGCACCCACGUUGCCGGAACCGUCGGUGGAACCACCUAUGGUGUUGCCAAGAAGACCAAGCUCUACGCUGUCAAGGUCCUCGACUCUGGUGGCUCCGGUACCACCUCCGGUGUCAUUGCUGGCAUGAACUAUGUCACCAACAGCGCCAGCACCUACAGCUGCCCCAAGGGUGUCGUCGUCAACAUGUCCCUCGGUGGUGGCUACUCCGCCUCCCUCAACACCGCCGCCAACAACAUCGUCUCCGCCGGCUACUUCCUCGCCGUCGCCGCCGGUAACUCUGCCGCCAACGCUGCCAACUACUCCCCCGCCUCCGCCGCCAGCGCCUGCACCGUCGGCGCCACCACCUCCAGCGACGGCCUCGCCAGCUACUCCAACUACGGCAGCAUCGUCGACAUCCUCGCCCCCGGCUCUUCCGUCCUCUCUGCCUACAACAACGGCGGCACCGCCACCCUCUCUGGUACCUCCAUGGCCUCCCCCCACGUCGCCGGCCUCGGUGCCUACUACCUCGGUCUCGGCCGCGCCACCGCCUCCGGCCUGUGCUCCUACAUCGUCAGCACCGGCCUCACCGGCAGGAUCACCAGCGUCCCCAGCGGAACCCCCAACGUUCUCGCCCACCUUGUGUAA
Molecule: messenger RNA, 1140 nt
Organism: Clonostachys rhizophaga
Lineage: Eukaryota; Fungi; Ascomycota; Sordariomycetes; Hypocreales; Bionectriaceae
Source: the annotation of a GenBank genome assembly